AUGGUGCGGCGGCGGAAGGCGGCGGCCGCGGGCAAGCGCGGCCCGCCCGCCGCGCUCCUCAGCCCGCCCUCCUCGGAGGACGAGGCCCCGGAGGAGGUGUCCUUUGGCGUGGCGAGGGAGGCGGCCGAGACUGAACGGAGGCUCGUGGGGGAGGCGGCCCGGAGGCACCGGGAGCUGCUGAAGGAGAAGCGGCGGCGGCGCCAGGAGCUGUUCACGGAGCAGAAGAAACGGAAGCUGCUCCCCGAGGCCGUGCUGCAGGAGCUGGCCGCCGCGCCGCCCGCACGACCCGAUGAGCAGGCUCCAGCAGCUAACCCAGUUACUUUAGGUAAAGGCCGUGGAGGUGGGGCUGCGAAGCAGAGACAAGGCCAAGUCCAAAGGCGGGUGAAGAAAGAGAAGCAAAGGCCGGGUGCCAGGUACGCUGGGAGCCGGUCAAAAGGAAACUAUACGGCUGUGUGCUUAAAAGAUCAGAGUUUAACAGGCCUCCACCAGCAGCUCGCCAAAGACUUCUUAAACACUCAUCUCUAUGGACCAGACACCAACCGAGCACAGGCAAAUGAUUUUUUUUCCCUUGAAAACAAGAAAAACCCAGUUAAAAAAGCUGCAGUUCAGUUUGUGGACAAAUCUUGGGGGCAAGAAAAAAAGCAAAGAGCAACAAGGUUUAAAAAACGUUGGCUCGCAACACAACUUAAAAGUGGGGUAUGAAGACAGCUUUUUCAGAAGAUGCUAUUAAGGACUUUCACUGAAAGUCAGUCUCUCAACACAACAAAGGGGUUUUUUUCCCCACUUCUCCAUCAUCACUCUGCUUUCAGCUCUAGCCAGCAGCCACCAGAAGGCACUAACCUUCACAAAGCUGUGCCAGAACUGACUUCCCUGUUCUCUUCCCUCCCCCUUUCAGCAGUGGUUGGGGAAGCUAAGAAACAGCUGGGCCAGGGCAGUGGCUGUGUGUCCUUAAUACUGAUUUAGAACAGCUGGUGUCACAACCAGGCUUAUACUGCUGCCUCCAGGAGGCAGCUCCUUUGCAGAGAAUAAAGAUCAACGGUGUUGUACUUAC
This is a messenger RNA of Gymnogyps californianus (California condor), 1051 nucleotides long. It is a transcript of the gene NOL7, whose product is annotated as nucleolar protein 7. NCBI's taxonomy places the organism in Eukaryota, Metazoa, Chordata, Aves, Accipitriformes, Cathartidae. The record is from RefSeq and is a predicted model, not a curated record. The coding region runs from base 1 to 702 and encodes 233 amino acids. The transcript is spliced from 8 exons. Gene Ontology annotation, molecular function: RNA binding. Gene Ontology annotation, cellular component: nucleus.